CAUCGGUCUUUUUUGUACUUAAACAAUAGUAUUAAAAAACGUCUUUAUUUGCUUUUUAAAACAACAGGCUAAUUGUAUUUUUCACUCACUGGGCAUAACAAAGGGGACGGGUCACAUUUGUCAUUGGCAGGAUUUAUAUUAAGUUAGUGCGCUGCUAUUGGACCCUCUCCCAGUUUUCUCGCCACGGUCACGUGACCCGACAGCAUAGCUCUUCUCUGCCUGCAAACAGCUGUGAGCGAGACAGAGCGCAGGAGGGCUCUUCAGAAACAUGGGAGUAGAGAUCGAGACCAUAACCCCCGGAGAUGGGAGGACUUUCCCCAAAAAAGGACAGACAUGUGUGGUGCAUUAUGUAGGCUCUCUGACAGAUGGACGGAAGUUCGACUCUUCCCGUGACCGUGACAAGCCAUUUAAGUUCAAGAUUGGUAAACAGGAAGUGAUCCGUGGCUGGGAGGAAGGUAUUGCACAGAUGAGUGUGGGCCAACGUGCAAAGCUGACCUGUUCACCUGAUUAUGCCUACGGUAAUAAAGGCCAUCCUGGGAUUAUUCCCCCAAAUGCGACCCUCAUCUUCGAUGUGGAGCUUCUCAGUCUGGAGUGAUUUAAUGCUCUUCACUGCCUUUUGUUAAUUUUUCAUUACUUUAUUAAUGUUUCAAGUGUCAACAUUUUUAGUCUUAACAUUAGAAACCUGAUUAAAUCAAUUUUCUCUUUCUGCCAGGCCAUAUUAAUAUAAAAACUGUUAGUCAUUCUUCUCAGAACCAUCUUUAUUUGGCACCCCACCCUACAGUUUUAGGCACAUUAUGUAAAGAUAUGUGCUUUAUUUUAUCAGAGUUCCCCAACAUUUCAUCUUUUGCUUUGGUCACAUUUCAUCAGAAAUAAUUAUUUAUUAUUUUUCCAAUAUUUUACCUGUUUAAUUGACACAAUAUCACCAAAUCACCAAAAACCUUGCAAUGUCCUUAAUCCUGAAACUGAACCCUUGAAUGAACCCUUUAGACUUCUCUUCUCUUGUGACUUUUUCUUACACUGUGAUUGUUGUUGGCUUGAGACUUAAGUACAAAUUUGUUAAAGAAUCGGCGACCUUAUCCCUGAAUAGUAAUCCAAAAAAAGAGAACAUAUAUUUAUCUUAAAGAUGUUAUGCUUGGGAUAAGAAAAUGUGCACAUUUAUUGCAUUGUUGCAUUUUAGAUUGAAUAAAUUAAUCAAUUAAAUGUAAUUAUUUUUAACAUUAUAGAAAGUUUGUCAUUUCCAGUCAGAAUUGUUGGGUUUGAACAAGUCUGCUGAUUUUAAUUAGUACAAAGAAGCAUAUUCUUGAUUCAAUCCUUGUGCUUUAUUGUGUGUUUGACUCCUGCUAGACUACCACUAGUUUUGUAUAUUUACAAAGUGACCAUAUCAACUGAAAAAGUGCCAUCAUAUUACCUGAAAUCAAACUUUGUGGUAGACCAGGCUGAUUAUUAAUAUAAAAUGAUGACGUAUGAAGUGAUAGUACUGCUAUUUCUGUCAGCUUGAUGUGCAACAUUUUUGAUAUAUAGUUUUUGUUUAUUGUUUGCUCUAUUUUAUUAACAUGCAACUAUUUGGAAAUGUUUUAAAUGUGUUUAUUUUGUUCUGUGUUUGAUUAGGUCGUGUAGUUGAGUAGUUGGCACAUUUGGCACUGUAACAAUGGAUGCAUGCCAUUAUCAUUAAUACUGAUGCGUGUGUUGAGUUUCAUGAAAUUCUGAGCAUGUUAUCUGCCUCAAAAUCACCAGAAAAGAAUAUUCAAGUGUGACACAUUGCCAUGGCAACAGUAUUUUAGAAAUCAAUAUCCCUUCAACAGUAUUACAACGGCCGUGUUUUGACAUUAUUCUGAUGAAGUUUGAAGCAAAUCGAGUAAAAAUAAGAUGCUUUAGUGCUGAAGGAUUUUGUGAUCAUGUUUCACUGUUCAUUGUCUCAUCAAAUCUCAAAACAAUCCAUUAACUAGCUAAUUUAUAUCUAUAAAUGAUGGGCACUUUCUGUUCUCAUGGAGUUUGGAAAAUUAGUUUUCAUUGAUGGAAAAAGAUCUGAAAAACAAAAUUAAGGGUUGUGGCUUCUUAGUACAUUGUGACAUACAUAUGGCAUACACUACUUGCCAUUCAUAUUUACAUAUUGAUGCUAAAUUAUUUGCAGCCAUUCAUGGUUGUUAAUGUUGACCGUGCUGUUUAGACAAUAGAUGUGAUUAUACUGGAUGCAGAUACAGUGACAGUACUCUUUUGUAUUGACGUGGAAAUCAUUUUGAAUUUAAAGGACAUCUGCAGAUGCUUAAAUACUUGAGCGGAUGCUGGCAAUUUCUGUGAUUACAAGUCAAGCAUCAAAUAUAUGGCUUUAAUAUUACUGUAAUGCACUGUUUAUUUAUGUAUUGUCUUAAAGACAAUAAAAUAAUUAAAAAUGUGCUAUAAAGUGCUUUUACAUGUUUUGGAAAA
Molecule: messenger RNA, 2424 nt
Organism: Cyprinus carpio (common carp)
Lineage: Eukaryota; Metazoa; Chordata; Actinopteri; Cypriniformes; Cyprinidae
Product: peptidyl-prolyl cis-trans isomerase FKBP1A-like
Molecular function (GO): peptidyl-prolyl cis-trans isomerase activity
Source: RefSeq, a predicted model, not a curated record